AUGCCGCUGUUAGACACGAGUGUUUCAGUUUCCGCGUUGGUCUUGGUGCUAUUGCUGAUCGGUGGUCCCACCAGCACCAGCGUCGAAGCGCAUCGGUUCGGUUACUCGAAACCGGACCAAAGACGCUGGUCCAAGGCACACCAGAGCUGCGCCGGUACCCAUCAGUCGCCGAUCGCGAUCAGUAGUCACCGGGCGGUUCCGCUGUACAUGCCGGCGAUCGAACUCGUCGGUUACAACAAUUUGCUCCCGGGACCGAUGACUAUACACAACAAUGGCCAUUCCGUGUCCCUCACGAUUCCGAAAACGGACCCAGCCGUCGGCAAGCAUCCGUACAUCUUUGGCGGCAAGAUGCAGAACGAGUACGAGCUGGAAGGCUUACACUUUCACUGGGGCGACAAAAACAACCGCGGUGCGGAGCACGUACUCAACGAUAUCAGGUAUCCGCUCGAGAUGCACAUCAUUCAUCGCAACAAAAAGUACAAAACCGUCGCCGAAGCGCUCGGCUAUAGCGAUGGUCUUACGGUGUUGGGCUUUUUCUACCAGGUCACCGAACACGAUGCGCCCGGUAUCAACACACUGGUACGGUCGUUUGGUCACAUCGUCGACUACGACAAUACGAUCCAGCUGAACCACACGUUCACGCUCCAGUCGCUCAUCGACGGGAUCGAUAUGACCCGGUUCUACACGUACAAGGGUUCGCUCACGACACCGCCUUGCUCAGAGGCCGUCACGUGGGUCGUCUAUCCCGAUCUUCUCGAGCUCUCGGUCAACCAGAUGAAACGGUUUCGAACGCUGGACACCGGCAUCCACGGAUCGCCAAUGGUCGACAACUAUCGAGCAUUGCAACCGAUCGGCAAUCGGCGUGUGUUCGUGCGCAAGGUCAACUCGCGCUACACUGGACUGGAGGUGUUCGAAGGCGUGCACCACAGCAAAUGGGACUGGGUGCACUAA
Anopheles marshallii is the source of this 951-nucleotide messenger RNA. It is a transcript of the gene CAH9, whose product is annotated as carbonic anhydrase 7. Lineage: Eukaryota; Metazoa; Arthropoda; Insecta; Diptera; Culicidae. The coding region runs from base 1 to 951 and encodes 316 amino acids. The record is from RefSeq and is a predicted model, not a curated record. Gene Ontology annotation, molecular function: zinc ion binding; carbonate dehydratase activity. Gene Ontology annotation, cellular component: cytoplasm. The transcript is spliced from 5 exons.